AACAAUUUUGUCUUGAUGGCCAACAAAAAAACGAAACUACAACAUAAAAAUAAUAGCGUCUCGCAAAAGGAAAUGUUAUUCCAAAAAAUUCCAGUCUGCCUGGCUAACUAACAAAAUAAUAAUAAUAGAAAUAGAAUUAAAUACCCAACUAUGGCUGACGCGUCAUAUGGAGCUCCAUAUAGAAAGAGAAAACCUUCUGGGUUAAUGAGUAACACAUCAGAUGAUGAAGAGGGAGGAGACAGAAAAUCUGCUAGGUUUGAGACAAAGGAGCAAUCAAAAGAACGGUUUGCAAGAGAGAAUCACAGUGAAAUUGAAAGGCGUCGGAGAAAUAAAAUGAAUGCGUAUAUUAACGAGUUAUCCGACAUGGUGCCAUCUUGUAAUGGACUUAUACGCAAGCCAGACAAACUUACCAUACUAAAGAUGGCAGUCAGUUACAUGAAAUCUUUAAGAGGUUCCCCGCCUCCAGCUGACAGCAAUUACAAGCCUUCAUUUCUAUCAGAUCAAGAACUAAAACACUUAGUACUUGAGGCUGCAGACGGCUUUCUGUUUGUGAUCACAUGCAAAACUUCAACAGUAAUCUACGUUUCAGAUUCAAUUACUCCAGUUUUAAAUCAAGCGCAGGUUGAUUGGAUCAACCAAUCAUUCUUCGACUUGAUUCAUCCUGAGGACGUGGACAAAAUUAAAGAUCAGCUUGCAACGGAAGUUAGCACGGAUACAAGGAUACUUGAUCUUAAAACUGGGAAUGUUCGUAAGGAUGGACCUAACGCAGGUAAUCGCUUAAGUGCUGGCUCACGACGAAAUUUUGUCGUGCGCAUGAGAUGUGGUACAUACGAAGGCGAUUAUGAAGAAACAGAUGCUCGUCUUAUUGAGAUACGAAACAGAUGCAAGGAAAAACGCAUAUGCUACAAAGAUGAUUCUUACGCUGUGGUACACUGCACUGGAUACAUACGGAACCUUGGCCAGCUUGCGGCGACCACGGAGGAAGCUGUUGAAGAUGGCAGUCCAACCUUAUCUUGUUUGGUGGCUAUUGGGAGGUUGCAGCCGACGAGCAUGCCUACAAGCAAAGACCUGAUCGAAGCUGCACCGGCUACGGAGUUUAUCACAAGACAAACUCUCAAUGGAAGGUUUAGUUUCGUGGACCAAAGAGUGACUGAUAUACUGGGAUAUCGUCCCGUUGAUCUGCUAGGGAAGAGUUGCUAUGAUUUCUACAUUCCGGAGGAUGUCGAGUAUAUGUCUGAAAAUUAUGAACAGGUUUUAAAAUUGAAGGGUCAGCCGUUGUCUAUACGAUACCACUUCAAACACGCAAAUGGCGAACCAGUUCUUCUACGUUCAAGUUGUUACAGCUUUCAGAAUCCAUACACUGACGAAGCUGAAUAUAUCGUGUGCACGAACAACAUAGUGAAAAACAAACCAGAACGUACGUACACGAAUAGCGCAAGUUCGGAACCGUUUGAUGGGUGUAAACCGUCGCCACGCGCCUCUGCAGAUGAGCAAGUGUCACCAAAACCUGCAGAAGUUGAUGUGACGUCUGUGAUCCAAGAAAGACCAGGAAUGUUUCCUUACCCUUACCAACUACAGCCAGCUUCUUGUAAGGACACACCAUCAAUAUUAGAGUCUGAAUUGCGAGCGAGAAACAAAAUCAAGCCUUGCCAACCUCGUCCAGUAAGCGGAAAAGAAUUUCUUCCUCAGGAUUAUUCUGAAGCAAUGUCAGAUGAAAGUGUUUAUCGCGGAGCGUCACAAGCGAGUGGAAUAUUGGCCAACAUGGCGCGAAAGCAUCAACAAGACGGGACAGGUAUGCACGUCACGCCUACUUCCGCUCCGACUAAAUGGACUGGUGUGUCGCCGCCGUAUUCGUUUGCAUCUACCAAUACGACGAACAUGGGUGUGAGAGAUUCGAAUCCUCGUGCGUUUGAACCACCGCAAGAUUUGGUCUCUUCAAUGGGAUCACAAAUGAAGGCGCCAAGAAACAUGGGCGGUAUUCCAAACUUCAAUCAACAACUUCAGGGUGCAGAUUAUACGUCGCGCUUGUACAUGACUAACACCGGGUAUAUGGAACAAGAAAACAGGCAAUCGCUUUUAUAUCCACAACAACAGACGCCGACUAUUUCUCAGUCAUCUCCUCAAGAAGGUGAUCGUCGUUUACCGACUUAUAAUUCCUCGUUACCGACAAACGAAUAUCAGUAUUAUUGAUCGAGUUGUUUUGGCCGGCUGUUAUGAUGGAAAUUUUGAAAAGAUUUUUUUGGAAGAGAACAGUGAUUUUCUUCAUUCUUUGCAAACAAUAUCACAUUUAAAUGUACGAUAUAAGGCAGCCCGCUGCAUUCAACUACUCGUAAUACUGCUACUUUUUAUUUUAGUGUACAUAUAGUUUUACUUAUAUUUGUUAAGACCCACCUUCUUUAUUCA
This is a messenger RNA of Hydractinia symbiolongicarpus, 2403 nucleotides long. RefSeq names its product aryl hydrocarbon receptor nuclear translocator-like. Bases 151 to 2190 code for a protein of 679 amino acids. Lineage: Eukaryota; Metazoa; Cnidaria; Hydrozoa; Anthoathecata; Hydractiniidae. Gene Ontology annotation, biological process: regulation of transcription by RNA polymerase II. Gene Ontology annotation, molecular function: protein dimerization activity; DNA-binding transcription factor activity, RNA polymerase II-specific; RNA polymerase II cis-regulatory region sequence-specific DNA binding. The transcript is spliced from 17 exons. The record is from RefSeq and is a predicted model, not a curated record. Gene Ontology annotation, cellular component: aryl hydrocarbon receptor complex; transcription regulator complex; nucleus.